CCGCCCGCGCGAUGACGCCACACACCAGUCCCGCGCACCAGCCUUCGCGGGGCUCCCGGGUCCUGUGGGAUGACGUCCCACGCUGGCCACGUCCACCCAACGUUAGGCCGCGCCCAGGCCCGGGGCCACGCCCGACCGCCGCAGUAGAAGCCCCCGACCCCUCGCCGCCGCCGCACCGCCCGGCGUGCUGACGUCGCACGGCGCCGCGGGCUGAAGCGCGGGCGGGCGGGCAGGGCGGCUGCGCUGUCCCCUCAGAGGGGCGCUGGCGGGCGGGCUGCGGCGCGUCGGCCCGGAGCCAACCGGAGCGCUGCGCGGCGGGGCGAUGAGCGGCGCCCGGGCCCCGGGCCCCGAGGCCGGCGCUGCCGGGGCCGAACCCCCCGGCGCGGCGCUGAGCGUGGACGUGGCGGGGCUGCUGGUGCAGCUGGCGCGCAGCUUCGCGCUGCUGCUGCCGGUGUACGCGCUGGGCUACCUGGGCCUGAGCUUCAGCUGGGUGCUGCUGGCGCUCGGGCUGCUCGUGUGGUGCCGCAGGAGCCGCGGCCUCAAGGCCACCCGUCUGUGCCGCGCGCUGGCGCUGCUGGAGGACGAGGAGCGCGCCGUGCGCCUGGGGGUGCGCGCCUGCGACCUGCCGGCCUGGGUUCAUUUUCCAGACACUGAAAGAGCAGAAUGGCUAAAUAAGACUGUAAAACACAUGUGGCCUUUCAUUUGCCAAUUUAUAGAGAAGUUAUUUCGAGAAACCAUAGAGCCGGCUGUGCGGGGAGCACACACCCACCUCAGCACCUUCAGCUUCACGAGGGUUGACGUGGGGCAGCAGCCCCUCAGGAUCAAUGGAGUUAAGGUGUAUACUGAAAAUGUGGACAAAAGGCAAAUUAUUUUGGACCUUCAGAUUAGUUUUGUAGGAAAUUGUGAGAUUGAUUUGGAGAUCAAGCGAUAUUUUUGUAGAGCUGGUGUGCAAAGUAUACAGAUUCAUGGUACAAUGCGGGUGAUCCUGGAACCACUGAUUGGAGACAUGCCCUUAGUGGGAGCUUUGUCUAUCUUCUUCCUUAGGAAGCCACUUUUAGAAAUUAAUUGGACAGGACUGACUAAUCUUCUCGAUAUCCCCGGAUUGAAUGGUUUGUCAGAUACUAUCAUUUUGGACAUAAUAUCAAACUACCUGGUGCUUCCCAACCGAAUCACAGUUCCUCUCGUCAGCGAAGUUCAAAUAGCACAGUUGCGGUUUCCUAUACCAAAGGGUGUCCUGAGGAUACACUUUAUUGAAGCUCAGGAUCUUCAGGGAAAAGACACUUACCUUAAGGGACUUAUCAAGGGGAAGUCAGACCCCUAUGGAGUGAUUCGAGUUGGCAACCAAAUCUUCCAAAGCAAGGUCAUCAAGGAGAACCUCAGUCCCAAGUGGAACGAGGUGUACGAGGCUCUGGUCUAUGAACAUCCCGGACAAGAAUUAGAGAUCGAGCUCUUUGACGAAGACCCAGACAAGGACGACUUCCUCGGAAGUCUUAUGAUUGAUCUUAUUGAAGUUGAAAAGGAGCGCCUUUUAGAUGAAUGGUUCACCCUGGACGAGGUCCUCAGAGGAAAGCUGCACUUGAAACUGGAGUGGCUCACGCUCAUGCCAGACGCUUCAAACCUCGAGAAGGUGCUGACAGACAUCAGAGCUGACAAAGAUCAAGCCAAUGACGGGCUGUCCUCCUCGCUGCUCGUCUUGUACUUGGACUCAGCCAAGAACCUCCCGAGUAUCUACGAGGGAAACUUUGGGUGUGGCUACUUAAAAGAGAGGCGAGCGUCGGGACUAGUGUUUUGUGAAAAUACUGCCUCAGUCUGUAGAGCACUAUUUAGUAACCCAUUAGAAUUUAACCCUGAUGUCUUGAAGAAGGCUGCAAUUCAGAAAGCUUUAAAGUCAGGGAAGAAAAUAAACAGCAACCCAAAUCCUCUUGUCCAAAUGUCAGUUGGUCACAAGGCCCAGGAGAGCAAGAUUCGGUACAAAACCAAUGAACCUGUGUGGGAGGAAAACUUCACUUUCUUCGUUCACAAUCCCAAGCGCCAGGAGCUCGAGGUGGAGGUGAAAGAUGAGCAGCACCAGUGUUGCCUGGGGAACCUGAGGAUCCCUCUCAGCCAGCUGCUCGCCUGCGAGGACAUGACCCUGAACCAGCGGUUCCAGCUCAGUAACUCAGGCCCCAACAGCUCACUGAAGAUGAAGCUCGCCCUCAGGGUACUCCACCUUGAAAAGCAAGAAAGGUCUCCAGACCACCAGCACUCAGCUCAAGUAAAGCGACCCUCUGUUUCCAAGGAAGGGAGAAAAAUAUCUGUCAGAUCUCAGAUGUCUGCAUCGCCAGGCACUGCUGACAGCAGCACAGCCCCAUCCACGCCGGUCAUGGGGGGCUGCGAUAAUAAGCCAGGUGUGGAAGAGAGAGCCCAACCCGCAGAGGCCAGCCCGCAGGGUCCGCGGGACCUGGGCAGAAGCUCCUCCAGCCUCCAGGCCGGCAGCACCGGCUCCCCCAGCCACGUCUCCGUCAAGGAGCCCACCCCAAGCAUCGCCUCAGACAUCUCGCUGCCCGUCGCCACACAGGAGCUGCGACAGAGGCUGCGGCAGCUUGAGAAUGGGACGACCCUGGGACAGUCCCCGCUGGGGCAGAUCCAGCUGACCGUCCGGCACAGCUCGCAGAGGAACAAGCUGGUGGUGGUCGUGCACUCCUGCAGAAAUCUCAUUGCCUUCUCUGAAGACGGCUCUGAUCCCUACGUCCGCCUGUAUUUGUUACCAGACAAGAGGAGGUCAGGAAGGAGAAAAACACACGUGUCAAAGAAAACGCUGAACCCCGUGUUUGAUCAGAGCUUUGAUUUCAGUGUCUCGUUGCCGGACGUGCAGAGGAGAACCUUGGACGUGGCCGUGAAGAACAGCGGUGGCUUCCUGUCCAAAGACAAAGGGCUUCUCGGCAAAGUCCUGGUCGGUCUGGCAUCUGAAGAACUCGCCAAAGGCUGGACCCAGUGGUACGACCUCACGGAGGAUGGGACGAGGCCCCACGUGGUGACGUAGGCUGCGCUGGCCGAGGAGCCCCCGCUGUAUCCGCCAGCCCCGUGCCGACACGCAGCCCACACAGACGCACCCAUGCUCUUUUUAUAAUUUCAUGUACUUGGUUACUUGUCCCUUAGUGGUUUUAUAAAACAUUGACGUUUUAGGCAUAUUUGGCCAUUAUUAGCAUUAAGUUUUGUAUGUUUAAUUUCCUCUAGUCUGACCAGUUGUUUCGGCGUGCAUAGGGUAGUGGCCAACCGUGGUGUGUGUAAAGCUGUGUGUCAGUUGUCUCUCCUGGGAAGCCGAUAUAUGGUUGUGCUUUUUUAUUGCUUUGUUUUGUAUAUCACUGAGGUGCACUAUGCUGUGUAAAUAGACUAUUUUUUAUAAUCUCUACAUGCUGGUUUGAAUUCAGAAGAAAAUGGAUCAAGGAAAUAUAUAUUUUUUUUCUUCUAAAACUUAUUAAAUUCUUAUGACAAAUAACCGUUUUUGUCUCUGCAGGAAAAAGCUCUCAGUGACCUAUUUUUUGGUGUUUCUUUUUAAAAAGAAAAGCUGAAAGAUUAGUAAAUAUUAGUAUAUUUCUGCCCAUUAUGAAUGAUGAAAGAAUGUAUUCAAAGUAUUUACACUUUCAUAAAUAUAAAGAUGUAUUAUUGAGAAGUCAGUUGAAGUGCUUAUCAGGAAAAAUGUCACAUAACUGAGUUAUAUAAAAUAUUAAGAGAGUUGUCAUGGUUCAUAAAUCAUAGUGCACUAAUCUGAAAUUUCUUACAUAAAAUGGAAUGUCUUAAGUUUAUUUCUAGUUGCUUGUUGUAACUUAUUCAUGAAACAGUGCAGAUACAUAAUCAUACUUUUCCUGAAAUGUAAUAGACGGAUUUUAAAUGUUAGCAGUUAGUCUGUUGUGAAAUUUACAGUGUUUUUCAGCCCGAAAAGAAAGACAAACUCACGUUGUCCCUGUAGAGGCUGUGAGGUAGGUCGGGGUGAGUAGCUAGGAAGUCGCGGCGGGAGCCGACGCCGGCCCGUGAUCGUCAGCGUGACGCACACAGAGGACAGAGCCCCCGAGCCGGCGCCAGCCACCACCGCAGCCCCGGGGUUCCGGCACAGCGGCUGCUGGUUGUAAGGAACCCCUUACUGGGUUUCCUCACUUUAUGCCAUGACUGACCUCAGUAUUGGAAUAUUGUUAUACAACUUUUAUUUGGGAAUAUUUUUCUUCUUAGAUUAUGAAAAGCAUGUUUUAGAUACUUAAAGGCCGCAAGCCUCUUACAAGGUGAGGCUCCAUAGCCGUGCGGCAGCUGUGCAUGCCCCGAGCACAGGGUGCACGUGUGCAGAAAGAGCUUUAAGGAUUCUGAGACGUGUGGUGCAAAUGACUUCCUUAGCCAGAGGGCACCCUACAGCUACGUAGUAAUCCCGGGGAAAAUAGAGCUGUGAGAUUGAGUCAGAGACCUCACUAGGGCCCCCGCCAUGGACUCCUGGGCGUGACCGGCCUGCCCAAGUGCCUGUGUGGACGCCACCACUGCUCCUGCCCUCUGGCGGGUUUCAGUGGUGUCCACCGCACACCUUGAACCCUGGGUGUGCGUGUGAUGGGGCCUGUAGCCUUGCGGUACGUCUCAUGCAGUCGUGCAGACCCGGUGCUCUCGCAGCUUCCUGGGUCAUGAAGCUUCUCCGAAGCCCCAGCAGAGACCAUCUUCUCUGUCAGCGCGGGAGGGCCUUACGAACCUGGUGACACUCAGGGGUGUGUGCUCGGGAAACAUCUAACUCUGGUACUGCAGCAGCGUGAGGAAGACAGGUAAUUCCUAAAUCUAAUUGCCUGCCCGUGAUACUAGAUCUUUGGAGAUUUUUUAAAAAUUAGGUUUGUUGUGGGAAUUCCCUGGUGGUCCAGUGGUUAGGACUCGACGCUCUCACUGCCAGGGGCCCGGGUUCGAUCCCUGGCUGGGGAACUAAGAUCCCACAAACCACGCGGUGCAGCCAAAAAAAAAAAAAAAAAAGUUUGUUGCAGGGCUUCUGGCAGUGGUCCCCAGCCUUUUCGGCACCAGGGACCGGUUUCGUGGAAGACAGUUUUUCCAUGGACUGGGGGUGGGGUGGGGGAAGAUGGCUCGGGCGGUAACGCCAGCGAUGGGGGGCGACGGGGAGCGGCAGGUGAAGCUUCGCUCGCUCGCCCGCCGCUCGCCUCCUGCUGUGAGGCCAGGCUCCUAACCGGUCCUCCUCCCCGGGGUUGGGGACCCCUGGCUCCUGGCAUAUUUCUAAGACAGGAGAAACACUCACUGAAAUGUAGCAUACCAGUGAUUUCUACCAACAUCCCCAGCUUUUGGGUUUUGUAGCCACGUGGUUCACCUGUUCAAUGUGUAUUUUACAUGGUGGAAUACUUCAGUUAAGCAAUUAGGCAAAAUAAAUGCCGUGAAACGUACAAAACCCAAACAAAGCCAAUUAGCAGCAUGAUGCCCACCCUCUGUGUGGACCGUGGGGCUGGACACAGACCCAGCAAACAGCUCCAUUCUCUUUGAAAGGAAAGCGAUGACUCUGAGGUCACUGAAACACCUCCCAGGUAGGAUUCUGUCUUGAUGGCCGAUGGGUGUUUUGGGAACCUCUUGUGUCCAGUUGGGCAGCUGAGAAUCAGUAUCAGGCCAGACCUCCGCCGGGCUCCAGGAUCCUGGCGAUGGACACUCCGUUCUCAAAACCUUCAUGGCCGGUGGUUCUGAAUAAUUGAUUCAUCUGGGAAAAGGGAACUUUAGCUUUUCUACCUGGAGCCAAACCAAUGGAGGGGAAAUUAGCGUUGGUUAAUUUGAAUUGUUACUUUGUUGCUUAUCCUGUGCCUUAAAGUAGGAAGUGUGAGGCAGUUGCUUCAGGUUAAAACAGAAAGAGCCUUGCAGCUGAAUUCACCACAGUUUCUUCCUUAUCCAGAGGUCAGCCCUCCUUUGUCAAGCACUGAAGCCAGAUGCAGUCAGCGUGUGUGUUUAUAUUGUGGUUGUUGCUUUAACUCCAGUCCAGCUGGAUGGCCUGCUGUGGAUGGAACACAGCAGAAGGUUUAUUGUAGAAUGCCCUUUCCACUCAGCUAAUUUUACACGACAGUGCAUGUGUUUAUUCAAUAAAACGUUUCUGUUAGCUCA
Molecule: messenger RNA, 6093 nt
Organism: Orcinus orca (killer whale)
Lineage: Eukaryota; Metazoa; Chordata; Mammalia; Artiodactyla; Delphinidae
Gene: ESYT2
Product: extended synaptotagmin 2
Exons: 24
Coding region: 323-3022 (899 amino acids)
Biological process (GO): lipid transport
Molecular function (GO): lipid binding
Source: RefSeq, a predicted model, not a curated record